Messenger RNA from Octopus sinensis (East Asian common octopus), 3656 nucleotides. RefSeq lists its product as uncharacterized. The record is from RefSeq and is a predicted model, not a curated record. The transcript has 4 exons. NCBI's taxonomy places the organism in Eukaryota, Metazoa, Mollusca, Cephalopoda, Octopoda, Octopodidae. Bases 34 to 1698 code for a protein of 554 amino acids.
UGUGUGUUUGUGUGAAUGGAUGAAUGAGUGUUUAUGUAUUGCUGUUGUUACUAUUCGGUGAAAGUGAGUGACAGACAGAGAGAAAGAAAGAAAGAAAGAAAGAGUGUCAGCGCACGAGUGUGGCGAGUUGAGUGUGGCAAGCGGAGGGAGAGUGGAGUUUGUCAUUAUUCCGGACACUCGAACACGCCACGGAGAGGGAGAAAGAGCGGUUCUCCCUUUACAAGCGGCCGGUGGUGGACAUCAACGACGAUGCCACAGCGGCGGAACACGACGGCAGUGACCGUGAAAGAAGAGGAACUCAGGGGUUACCUACACGACAUCGCAGACUUCAGACGGGGCAGAAUCAUAAGGAAAGGCCGGGAGGUGAAGAACGACAUUGUGUACGUGGAGAAAGGCAACGACGGCUUCCUGUCGGACCGCGUUCGAAUCCGUCCAACGGCGGUCACAGCCGCCACCACCACCACGUCCACCGCUGCCGCCUCUUACAACAAUAAUAGCAGCAAUGAUAAUGGGGUCCAGCCGUGGGCCCACUUGCAGAAACUAGGUCGGCGCAUCUGGGUGGCCAAAGAGAUCCUUAUGUGUAGCGGUCAAAUGAACUGUGAAAGGGAGUGCGGUGGAAUGGGGCGGUGCAGAGACGAUUGCCUGAAGAAAGAUGAGAAACGAGCGAAAAGUGGCCAUCGUUGUUCGUUCCGUGUCAACAUGCGGAUGUACCUCCACAACAUUGGCAACUGGGAGGUCGACGUGACGGGAAGGCACGUACCCCCAAAUGUCAAUUGGGUCCCGCCCAAAAAGAACCUCGUCAACAGGGUCAAGACAAGCACAACGAGAAAGAAUGACAAGCCAUCCCAGUGCGACACCAUUGCAUCUUCCAAAACUAUUGACCACACUAGCAGAGACAAAAGCUACGUUGAUAAAAACUCUUCAAAUUGCAUCGGCUGGGCUUAUUCCACUAACAACAAUAAUAAUCAUGCUUUUCCAUCUCUGUAUGGUACUGCAUCAAUCAUUGCCGUCCCUAAUCUCAACCAAUUCCACCAGGUCGAGGACCAAGCUCUGGAUCUUACACAGAACCACAGAAACUUUAUGCCUGGCAACGGAUCUACCAAAGAAUCUCUUCUCUCUGCUGACAAAUUCCUUAGUAAGAAACAAUUUCCUGUCACUGUUAUUCCAAAAGUUGAACAGACAGAAUUGUCAAACGAAGGUCGCUCAGAGAAAGCGAACGAAAUUCUUUCUUUUGUGAAAGACGCUGUAAAACUUUCUGACGACAAUAUGGAAGCUUUUGUGAUUGUUUCAACAGCGCCGGACCAGUUUUCAUUCUGGGGUUCUUCGCAAUUCGUUAAUAAAUUCAAAUCUUCCGAGCCUUUAGUUCCAUACCACCCAGUAAAGUGCCGCGACUCUCUGGAAGCCGACCAAAGUUUGUUGACUUCGAUGAGAACAACAGCAAUACCUACAACAAAAAUGAUGAGAGAAACUGUAUCAAAUAAAAUGAACCAAUCGCAUUUGUUUGUUCGACUCGGUGCUGCUAGCUUAAUUGCGCACGAAUUGUACUUAUAUAUAUAUUAUUAUAAAAUACACGGCUUUACUUUGAGAUUACCAACAUUUGCAAAUAAAAUACAGACAGGAAUUUUAGUGCUCCAAGUGAGCUAUAUUCAGCUUAAUAACCACACUCAAAAAUAUAUAUCCUUCUUCAUAAAUAGCUAAAUCUUUUCAGUCAUUUGACUGUGGCCAUGCUGAACUGCCGCGUUUAGUCAACCCCAGGACUUAUUCUAUCAAUUUCUUUUGCCGAAACGCUAAGUUAACGGGAUGUAAACAUAUAUACACACACAACAGGCUUCUGUCUACCAAAUCCACUCACAAGGCUAUAGUAGAAGACACUUGCCAGACCAUAAAAUACGCUUCAACACACAAAGAAUCUUGCAAACAAAAUAUAUACACACACACAUAUAUAUUAGAUUGUCAAGAAAGUUCUUGUGGUUUUGAACCUUUAGAAAUAAACACCACAGUUUUGCCAUGGUCCCUUUCUAUUGACCAAUGCUGGCUGUUGUUGUCAGAGUUUCUUAUGCAAUUCAUCCAUUUGCCGACAGUACUUCUCCACUUGGAUCCAAAAAGCUGUGAUCCAUGAGACCACCAAACAGUCACCAUGACCUUCUGUUAAGGCAAGUGCCGUGGAGCUUCGUCAGCAUACAACCACUUAGCUGACUGUCACAAUCUGGUCGUUCUUGUUACAUAAAAGAAGGGAAGACAACACUUCAAAACAGCAUUUUGUUUUGGUUGUUAUUUAACACAUGUGGUGGAAAUCAGGCCAAACGCAUCAUUGAUAUCGCAAGCUGUUUCAGCAGCAUUUUGGCCUAGCUAGGACAGGAAUAAGAAAAUUGUGCACAUUAUUCGAAAAGAGUAACAAAUUCCACAAGAACUUUCUUGACAGCUUAAUACACACACUUUAAAAUUUCCAUGUAUCUAUGAUUUUAAUUCAAAACAAGACACAUGUACUACUGAGCCAGAGGUGGUAUCAAAAGGGUUAAGAAUUGUUUCUCCACUGUAUAGUUUAAACCUUCUGUUACCCUAUUCCUGCUAUAUGUUUACUAUCAAUCAAUUUUAAAUAUAACAAAGAAUUUCAGCUAGUGUUAGGAACAGAAAUUGUGACUAAGGUUUAGUGGAAGAUUUUAAUUCAGAACUUAUGAAAGCAGGACAUUUGUAGUACAGGGCUGGGUUGGUAAUGAAAGGGUUAAGGUGCAUACACUUCUACAUGACUUCAAAGACACACACAGCACAUUUUCUACCUCACAUCAUCCUAUAAUGAUUGUUUGUCCUUAAUUAACUUUACAAGACAUUCCUUAUAAGUUGUUGUUGUUGUCAUCAAUAAGGUGGCAAGCUAGCAGACAAAAUGCUUACUAGUAUUCCAUCUGUUGCUAUGCCACCAAGGCCAAUAAAUUAAGUACUAAUGAAACACCAGGGUUGGUUUAAUCAACUCUACCUCUCCCCCAAAUUUCAGGCCUUGUACCUAUAUUAAAAAGGAUUAUUAUUAUUACUACUAUUAAGGUGGCAAAAUAAUUAGCACACCAGGUGAAUGCUAAGUGGCAUUUCUUCCUUACUUUAAAUUCUGAGUUCAAAUUCCUCAAAGGUUAACAUUGCCUAUCAUCCCGAUAAAUUAGGUACCAACCAAGAACAGGGAUCAAUGUGAUCGACUACCCUCCCCUCCACAAAUUCCAGGCCUUGUGCCUAUAUUAGAAAGGAUUAUUAUCAUUAAGAUGGGAAACAUUAGCAAACCAGGCAAAAUGUUAAAGAUGGACGAAAUGACACUUAAGUUCUGAGUUCAAAUCCCAUCGAGGUCAAUAAAUUAAGUACCAGAGUUGAUGUAAUCAGCAAUUCCCCUGCCAUAAUUAUUAUAUAUUGAUUUAUUAAUGUUAGUUAAUUAGCCUUUGAUUCACUGCUGAAGACACCUCCCUGUCAACGAUAUCUCUCAGUCCACCACCCCUUCCAUCAAUACGACCUCUCACAUUUCUACAACAUUGAAAUUCAUCUCUGCCACAUCAGCCCCUGUUCCGUUUCUUUAGUGCCUGAGUGUGGAGGAGAAGAUAUUGCAGACUGACAGCAUCAUUGUCCACUGAAACAUGCUAUGUGACAGAUUGAAUGAUUUUGAAAUAAAAAAAGAGGAAAUA